Molecule: messenger RNA, 1411 nt
Organism: Clupea harengus (Atlantic herring)
Lineage: Eukaryota; Metazoa; Chordata; Actinopteri; Clupeiformes; Clupeidae
Gene: fancf
Product: FA complementation group F
Biological process (GO): interstrand cross-link repair
Cellular component (GO): Fanconi anaemia nuclear complex
Source: RefSeq, a predicted model, not a curated record
AAUACAGAAAGCUCACUUCCGGUUCCGACGUUUGUGAAAAACUUUUUUCUCUACUAUGGAUGAUAACUACAAGAGAGCCGAUAGCAGGAUUUAAAAGUGAUUCUGCAUUUACGGGUUGUAAAAAUGUUCAUUGACCUUUUGAAACAGAGCGCCGCAUGGAGGCUGUUUUAAAAAAUGUAGAGAGCACGUCGGAGUUACUGGCCGUUUCCCAGACUGACUAUAUAAAGCAAUGGGAUGAAGGCACAGUGGAAAGGGCUUUCCAGUGGGCCGACUACUGUGAACACAUCUAUAACAGGUUCAACGCAAACUCAACUAUCAGAACGGCCAUACAAAACAAACUGCAACAGAUCAACGAGCGCCUACGUAAAACUUUCACAGAACACCGGGAUCUGACUUUUCCCGACUUGGGUCGCUGUAGGGAUGUGCUAUUGGUGAGUUUGUUGAAGAACCCCGCCUGUCCUUGUUCUGUCAUAAAAUCUCUUAUGGGCAGUUUUAAACCAAACGAGGGAAGCGGAGAAGUGGCUCAGAGCUUCUCCCACCUCCCCCGGUCGAUUUCGUGUAAGUCAGCUGGGGAAGUCUUAUGGACCACCAACGUUAAUCGGAGAGCCGCUGGUUGUAUAUGUAUGGAAGCUCUGGUGAAAGGUUCGAUCUUAGGUGAGCACAUACAAAAACUUCUCUCCCACGCAGGUAAUGAAAGCUUCGUUAGAAACCUGUUGGACUCUGUUUCUCAGCCUAGCAGCAAGGAGGACAAUGCUCCCGAAAUUAUUGCAGGUGCUCUUCUUUCCUGUCAAGAUGUCACGUCUUAUGAUGUCACCAGAAACUUCAUCUUCACCUGGCUGCAGGCUAACCCAAACUCACUGCUGAGCAUGUGCCAGGUGUUGCCAGUGUUGACUUUGACCAAACUGGCACAGCAGUCAGAGCAGUUUGGACUGGCGUACAUGGGCAUACUGAAAAAUUGGGCAUCAGCUAUGUCCUAUGAUGUGACUGCAGGUGAAUGGAUGGCGAGUGAAGGAAGCAGUGUGCCAUUCAUAACACUCAUAGAACACCUCAGAUCUUUACUGUCAAGGGGAGACCCCCUGGAAAGGGAGACACUGAGAGAGCUGCGUGAGAUGAAGGAGUGUGAUGGUGGGUUUGAGGAGAGGGGUCUUAGUGUAUGGGGAGAUGCCCUGUCUCAGCUGAACACAGGUCAGUCAGGCUACCAGCAUCAACUGACUUAGUGAACCGCACCCAUGAAAAGGCAAACCACUGAACAGCGCAGGCAUCUUCUGGCCAGUAACCUUUUGAAUUGAAUUAUACGAUGGUUUACUGUUCAUUGGGGUGUCGUUUUACUGAAUGUAUGAAUUGAUUAAUUUCUUCCAACAUCUUAAUUUGUUUGAAUGCUCUGUGGGGAAAAUAAAGUGCCAUAUUUUUA